AUGCGCCUCACAUCCGCCCUCACAUUGGCCGUCUUUGGCACCGGCGUUCUCUCCUCCCCAGCAACAUCCCCUCCAGCUCCACGAGCGGCUUCGCUGGAGCCGCGUCUGACCUCGGACGAAUUCAUAAUGUUUGAUGUAGGAGAAUGGGGCUGUGUGAGGGGCCAGUACGACGAGAGCGAGUGCGCGAAUAGGAAGGAUGAUGAUACAUGGAGAGAGUGCUUCAAGUGGGCCGUCAGAGCAUGUCCGAAUAAGAUAUUGCUGGGGCCCUACAGAGAGCAGAUGUGCGGAGGCCUGUUCAGCUUCGAGCACACCGAAGUGGUCAAAUAUACGAGAAAGAAGUGCGACCUCGUCCAGAAGGCUCUCACCGAGGUCAAGAAUGGAGGAGGGGAGUGGAAGAAGAUAAUCAAUUAG
Anthostomella pinea is the source of this 411-nucleotide messenger RNA. The record is from the annotation of a GenBank genome assembly. Lineage: Eukaryota; Fungi; Ascomycota; Sordariomycetes; Xylariales; Xylariaceae.